Messenger RNA from Calidris pugnax (ruff), 3574 nucleotides. RefSeq names its product exonuclease 3'-5' domain containing 1 (gene EXD1). Gene Ontology annotation, biological process: nucleobase-containing compound metabolic process. The transcript has 14 exons. Gene Ontology annotation, molecular function: 3'-5' exonuclease activity; nucleic acid binding. The record is from RefSeq and is a predicted model, not a curated record. The coding region runs from base 76 to 1860 and encodes 594 amino acids. Lineage: Eukaryota; Metazoa; Chordata; Aves; Charadriiformes; Scolopacidae.
CCCGUGAUUGGGCGUGGGCGCUCUCCUCCACCCUGUGAUUGGGUGUGGGCUCUAGUAGUCCCGCCCUCUCCCGAUAUGAACCCGGCGCCGCGCGGUUGCUUAGUGCCUCGGGGGUCUCGCUGCGGUAGCCGCUUUCCCGCCGUUUCCGGCUGCCGUAUGGCCCUCAGCCGUGAGCGCCUCGGUGCCCUUUUGGAGAGAACCGUUAAACUCACCUUAAGAUGUGGCGUCUUCCAGGGGGUGCUGCAGCACGUGAACCCCGACAGGAGCCUCCUUCUGCGGAGAGUGAAGAACUUGGAAACUGGCAGGAGCACUCCAGGAGUAAAGAUGUUUUUUGACCAUGAAAUAGUCAAUGUGGAAUUGCUGGAGGAACCAGAUUUGGGGAAGGGAACAGCAACAUUCUCUGAGUGCACUUCAGCUGUCGAAGGGAACAAACGCGCAGACGCAGGACCAUCAAAUUGUGACCCAUGGAGUUCUCUUUGCGAUUCCCUAGAAAGCCAGCUCAGAGCCUCAAAUAGCUUAAAAUACUCCCCCUCAGAGAAGGAGGAGGAAGAGAAUGUGAAGUACACAGUUGUUGAUUGUUCCCAGCAGUUUGGUCCAGCAGUGCUGCACCUGAAACAGCAGCGUGUUGUCAGUGUAGCAGGAGAAGGUGUUAAUUUGUGUCGUCAUGGAAAGCUGUCGUGGCUUGAGAUAGCAACAAGCAGCCAUAUUUUUCUAUUUGAUAUCUUCUUUCUGGGACCUUGGGCUUUCAAAAAUGGAUUACAAAUGGUGCUGGAAGAUAAAAACAUCUUGAAGGUCAUGCACGACUGCCGCUGGAUCUCAGACUGCCUCUUUCACCAGUACGGUGUCCUUCUCUCCAAUGUCUUUGAUACACAGGUUGCUGAUGCUCUGCAGUUCUCGGUGGCAACAGGCGGGUUCCUUCCACACCGUGUCUGCACGUUACAGGAGUGUUUGAUGCAGCACUUGAAGAUACCUUCCAAAUGGGACGCCAUCAUGAAGUGCGGGCAGUACAUGGCUUCAGAGAAUCCUGACAUAUGGUUCUUGAGGCCCUUUCCAGCUUCUCUGCUUAAAGCGUUUGCUCUGAAGGCGAGGUACCUUCUGCUGCUCCACUCAACUCUAAUGGAUAACUUGAUGUCUGACCUAACAGCUGUAGUACGUGGUUAUUUAAAUGCUUAUAGGACUGCAUUUGGGCAUCACCUUGAGAGGACAAAUGCCACUUGCAUGGAGCUGCCAGAGGAGCUGCGUCAGCUGCCACGUCUCCGGAAGCUGCGAAGGGAGAAAGCCAUAAAAGACUAUAGAAUGAAUGAGGAUGGUUUUUUGAUCAGACCAGCCAUGGAAUUAAAAGAGAGAAAUGAUCCACACAAGGAUGGAAACUACAGAGAUGAUGGGAAAUGCUUUCCCACCGAUAAAGCGGUAUCUCAAAUUACAUCCUUCUACAAUCUGAAUGCAACUGUGGAUUUUUUUGUUGUUGUUGUUCCUACAAAGUUGGUGAACUUUGUAGUUUUUCCUAAGGAGCAGAUCCUUGAAUGUAGUAUGCUGAAUGCAACUGUGGAUUUUUUUGUUGUUGUUGUUCCUACAAAGUUGGUGAACUUUGUAGUUUUUCCUAAGGAGCAGAUCCUUGAAUGUAGUAUGGCCACUUGCAUGGAGCUGCCAGAGGAGCUGCGUCAGCUGCCACGUCUCCGGAAGCUGCGAAGGGAGAAAGCCAUAAAAGACUAUAGAAUGAAUGAGGAUGGUUUUUUGAUCAGACCAGCCAUGGAAUUAAAAGAGAGAAAUGAUCCACACAAGGAUGGAAACUACAGAGAUGAUGGGAAAUGCUUUCCCACCGAUAAAGCGGUAUCUCAAAUUACAUCCUUCUACAAUUAGGAAAUCAAAAUCAAGAAACCUUAAACUGACCUCAGGCUGUCUGUCUAAAUCUAAUUUCUGAUACAGGUGACUUGCUGAGCUCAGGCUGGGUAUUUGAAGACAUCCAAAUGAAAAAUAAAAAAGCGGGGGGGGGACAACUAUUCCCCAUGCAGAAGUGUCAAACAAAAGUUCCCUUCUUUACAAUCACAGGUAAACCCAUUGUUGAAUGGAAAUAGUGAUGGCCUUUCUUUCGAAGGAAAUUCCUUCUGUGUCUGACUGUUCUUCUCAGGAUCUAUUUCUGAGGUCCAUUUCUUUCAAGAGCUAUUUUUGAUUUUAAAACAAGUGUCUCUUCUUACGUUGGCAUCAGACCAAUGUCUUAAAUUGUAUUGGUUCUUUUGUUACCAGCUGCAGGUAUGUAAAACUCAUCCAAUCCAGAUACAUAAACAGGGGACCUUAUAAGAUGCCUGUUAAGAUUAGAAGAUAAGAUUAGAAAGGGUUUGCUUGGAAAAAUGAAAAAAAAAAACCCACCUUCUGGGCAAAAAAAACCCCACCUUGGUUUAUAUACAGAUAAGUCUUUUGGCGUAGCUACACAACAGUCUUUCAUGGGGAAGUGAAAAAGGUGACACCCUAAAGAACCACUGUGUUGGCAAGAACAGCAAAGAGGUGGACAAAGUAUCAGGAGUUUUCUGCCAAGUCAGAGUUAUUUUAGGCUGAGAAAAGAAGCUUCCUGCUGAAAGCUGGACGCCACUGCUGUUUGUCAGCACUGCUGUAUCAAACUUGUGCAGAUACAGCUGUAACACGAAUGUGGUGUGUAGAUGGACAAGUGUGUAUAAAGGAGGGGGAGAAAGCAGUUAAUUUAAAAGGUGUAUAGUAUUCCAACCCAAGCAAAGCAAGAUAGAAAGGCAAAACCAGUUUAUUUCCAGUAUACUUCAUUUGGAUGGCAUACACUAAAUGUAAAGCUCCUCCAACUGAUAGUACAAGUCUACCACAUGACAAAAUUGAUGCAGGCCAUACCUGAAUCUUGGAAAGCUUUUUUUUUUUUUGGCAUAUGGCUGUAUCUGACUUGCAAGCACAGGACUGUUGAAAACGUUUUGCUUUUGAAAUUCUAAAUUUAUCCACAUGUAUGCAUUUAAAUGCAUAAAAAGUAUGGCAAUGUUUUGCCAUUCUAAUGCUUCAGACAGGGUGGGGAGCACCUUAUUCAAGCAUAAGGAAGGGUUUGUUCUCAGGGUUGUGCCUGUGACUAUGGGUGGAUGCUGAUGAACGAUGUGAAAUAGGGAAGAACAGAGGAGUUAAGGGUCCCUGUCCCAGCCAGACACCCCAGUCCAGGAACAACCUGGGCCCUGGGUUGCAAGGGAUGUGAUGUUUCCAUGUGAGUACGUACCAAUUCCUGUUGGAGUUGCUUAGCUCUGGGUGUGCAUUGGGGUGAUGAAAUGCUUAUGAUAUAUCCAUGUGCAUUUCUUUCCAAUAUUGUUAGGGAUAAUUUGUUAGUUUUGGGGUUUGUGGUUUUUCCCUCUCCGCAAAGAGAACUAGAACAGCAGCAUUUAAAUAGGUCUCUUUGAAACUACAGAACGGACUUGCUCACUUCCAGGAGGGGCAGGACUUCCAAGUUUUGUUGUCUUUACAUCUUCUGCAUUGUCGGUUGGGUUGUUUUUAAAAACACUUAACAGUAUUCAGUGACCAAACUGUUUAGUGCUUUUGACUCAGUUCACUUUAGAAUAAAAAAGGUUUGAAACAA